Pocillopora verrucosa is the source of this 1224-nucleotide messenger RNA. The record is from RefSeq and is a predicted model, not a curated record. Lineage: Eukaryota; Metazoa; Cnidaria; Anthozoa; Scleractinia; Pocilloporidae.
AUGUUUCGACUAAGCAAUUUCUUACUGAUCCUCGUUUUGUUUGGGGUUUUCUCAAAAGCAAAGGUUGUCCGGGUUUCCUAUGCCGAAGAAAACAAAGCUCAUGGAGCAUCUUUCAUGAAAAGAAGCACUGGACACACUCACGCGGCCAGGUCAAUUCGGGAUUGCAGCUGUUUUCUGCCAUUAGGAAUGGAAAGCGGCUAUCUUCCAGACAGUGCUUUAUCAGCAUCCACAUCUUACAGCGCUAAUCACAUCUCUAAGUUUUCCCGCCUUAACAAGAUUCCCGCCAAGGGUAAGGCUGGGGCAUGGUGCGCUGCCAGUAAUAAUCACAACCAAUGGCUGCAAGUUUUCUUUGGACGUGAGACCACAGUGACUAAGGUGGCGAUUCAAGGGAGGUAUAGUUGUUGCAGUCAAUGGGUGGCAAGCUUCAAAUUAUCUUACAGUUCAGAUGGAAUCCAUUGGGCCUGGUACAGACUCUCUGAUGGACAAACCAAGAUAUUUGGAGGAAAUGUAGAUGAAAACACUCCUGUGUACAACUUCCUCCAUCCCCAUAUCCAAGCCGCAUAUAUCCGAUUCCAUCCUUGGACUUGGCACAAACAUAUUUCCAUGAGAGCUGAGGUUUACGGAUGCAAUGCUUAUCACUGCCAGAUGUCGCUUGGAAUGGAAGAUGGCCGCAUCAAAGACAAUGCACUGUCUGCCUCGUCAUUCUACGACGCAAAGCAUGCCGUCAAACUAGGUCGAUUAAACCUGGUGCCACCAUCUGGCUAUGCAGGGGCCUGGUGUGUCAAGACCAAAGAUGCCCACCAAUGGAUCCAAAUCGAUCUUGGCAGACCCACUACUGUGACCAAAGUCGCCACACAAGGGAGGCAAGAAUGCUGUGAUCAAUGGGUGACCAGCUAUGCUGUUUCCUAUAGUCUUGUGAGUCCCUAUUGGGUCUACCACAUGAGCCGUGGGAACAAGAAGGUAUUUCCUGGAAAUUACGAUCGCCACUCCAUUGUUACUCAUGAAUUUGUUCCGGCAUUCCACGCACGCCUUGUCAAAAUCCAUCCACUAUCCUACAAUAGUUGGAUGAGCAUGCGCAUAGAGUUGUACGGAUGUCCCAUAAAGGGAAUCUAAAGAAGGCUCAGAGGAAGAAACAAGUCGACAAGUAGGAAGACCCAUUAGUGACUAAAGGCAGCCAUUCAGUUUUAGAAGAUUAGUUCACUGUCACCUUAGCAUUUAGCAGAU